This is a messenger RNA of Leishmania mexicana MHOM/GT/2001/U1103, 447 nucleotides long. RefSeq lists its product as hypothetical. The transcript has a single exon. NCBI's taxonomy places the organism in Eukaryota, Euglenozoa, Kinetoplastea, Trypanosomatida, Trypanosomatidae. The coding region runs from base 1 to 447 and encodes 148 amino acids. The record is from RefSeq and is a predicted model, not a curated record.
AUGUCCUACAAUGUUCGCAAGCUGAAGUACUUUGUGGAAGACUCUGAUGGGUGGCUGCGCCGGAACCAGCAGGUGGCAGAGCAGUUUGUGAUGGCUGAGGAUGAUAGGGAGACGAAGGAGAUGCUGAGUCUAUUGGCACCGCAAGCUCACUUUGCGAGCUUCUGGGGUGUAGUGCGCGGGCUGCCAGCGGCAGUGGCGCUGCAGGCGCAGGAGCGAGAGCAUCUGCGCAUCACAUGGACCUCUGGCCUGCAACCUUUGACAUCCCACACAUUUGCCCGCAACGGGUAUGUGCACGUCCUCGACAGAGAGCGCAUGCCAUUCAUUCCCGUUCUCGGGCCGUGGCUCUCUUCCUUUUUUCAGAGACCGGUGCAAGAGCUGCUGGUGGUGCGGGAAGGCCGCGUGGUGUUGCGUAGUGUGGGUUAUGUCUGGGACAUCGGCAAGCAUUAG